Molecule: messenger RNA, 759 nt
Organism: Chelonus insularis
Lineage: Eukaryota; Metazoa; Arthropoda; Insecta; Hymenoptera; Braconidae
Exons: 4
Coding region: 1-759 (252 amino acids)
Cellular component (GO): nucleus
Molecular function (GO): DNA binding
Source: RefSeq, a predicted model, not a curated record
AUGUCAUUUCAACGUCGUAAAGCAUUUACGAUUGAGGAGAAAGGUGCAAUAAUAUGUAGAUUAGAAAAUGGAGAAUCGAACUCAUCUCUCGCAAAGGAAUUUGGCUGGCACAAAAAAAAGAAAUUGCUCAUUAUUGGAAAGUCACAAAAACCCAGAUGUUUUAAAGGUGUCAAAUCAUUACCUGUCGAUUAUGCUAACAAUCGUAAAGCUUGGAUGACAUCAGAACUUUUUGAAAAAUGGUUUCGAGAUUGGGAUCGUGAUCUAGUGAUGAAAAAGAUUUUAUUGCUGGUUGAUAAUUGCCCGGCGCAUCCAAAUGUUACUGAUUUAAAGUCUAUAACACUUGCUUUCCUUCCGCCGAAUACAACAUCAGUACUACAACAUGCAGGAUUCAUUGAAAAACACGACGGUUUACCUAAUCAAAUAUCAGAACAUGAAUUUUAUGAAGAAGAUGAAGUCCCUUUAUCUUUGUGGUCACGAAAUCUAAAUUCAGAUUCUUUAGCAGCACCGGUAAUGUGGGAAGAUUAUGUUGACAUCGAUAGCGCUCUUCUCACAUCCGAAGAACCCACCGAUGACAAUAUCGUACAGAAUAUUAAUGCUAAGGAACAACUUGAAAGUGAUGGCGAAGAGGAAGUCGAGGAAGAAUCAUUACCUACCGCAGAAGAGGCUGAUGUGUUAGCAGGAAAAGCUUUUGAUGAUUCAAAUCCCAGGCGAACAUCAACUGGUCCUGAUUUCAAGGAUUCAUUCCGUUUAGAACAAUAA